Messenger RNA from Xyrauchen texanus (razorback sucker), 6284 nucleotides. RefSeq names its product myosin light chain kinase 3 (gene mylk3). The record is from RefSeq and is a predicted model, not a curated record. The coding region runs from base 128 to 2653 and encodes 841 amino acids. NCBI's taxonomy places the organism in Eukaryota, Metazoa, Chordata, Actinopteri, Cypriniformes, Catostomidae. The transcript is spliced from 13 exons. Gene Ontology annotation, cellular component: cytoplasm; nucleus. Gene Ontology annotation, biological process: intracellular signal transduction; positive regulation of apoptotic process; protein phosphorylation. Gene Ontology annotation, molecular function: ATP binding; protein serine/threonine kinase activity.
AGAACUCAAAUAGUCGCUUAUGUACUCUUGUUCAGUGUCCAUACAAAAAGUCCAGACAAAGGGAUUAUUGGGGCUUCCACUUUUUCUCACCCCUGUGCCACUGUCCUGAUUGAGACCAGGGCAAGCCAUGAGUAAACAGGAGACUCUGGCAACCUGUAUUGCCAGAAUGUAUGAGGGUGGCAGACUGGAGAACUCUGGAACGCCAUCCGGAACAAUUAAGAAGUCGAGCACUACUUUGAUAGGUAGCCUGAGCAAAGUGGAGGUCAAGUUGAACGUCCUGGAGGGGAAAAUGGAACAAAUUGAGCAUACACAGACAGAGGUGCUCCAAAAGCUGAGCUCACUGUGUCAUGGAAUGGAAUCGUUGGAGAAGAGCCUUAUGCAACACAAGCAGGGCAGCCAAGAAUCAAAUCUGGUCAAAAAUGGCCAAGUAGAGGGCAACAAGCUCCCCUUGCUUACUGAGGUCAGAUCGCUUUGUGGAGAAACUGUGGAUCUGCUUCAUAAUCUCAAGCAGGAGAGUCAGCAGCAGACGAAGAAAAUCAGUGGUAUUGAAAGUUCUCUGUCCACACUCGAUAAAGUACUAGGGUAUGUGGGAGAUGCUUUCCGCAACUCAAAGAUUGUAGAGUUUAUCCUCAGUGGUGUGGUGCCAUGGAGGAAGCAAGGCCUUCUGGACACUGUAGAGGAAGAGAAAAACAAAACAGAUGACAACAGUAUUAAGCCCAAAGACAGUGUGUGCCACCAGAGCACACAGACUUCAGAGGAGGUUCAAGAAGUUUCAGUUAAGACUGAGCUCCAGCGGCCAGAGGUCACUGUUUCCACUUUCCCCAGUCUACCUACUCCUGAAACCCUGACAGGAUCAUCUGAACCUCUGCACACUGUUAGUGGAGGAGAAUGGUCCAAUAAAGCUUUACGUAAGGCCAAGGAGGUCACCGGGAAAAGCAGAGAGCCGGCACGUGUCCAGACAUUUGCUCCUGAAGUCCAUCUUGAAGUUGAGGAGACUGAGGUGCAUGAUGUACCCACACAGGAGACAGAUAGACCGGCUGCAUUGCCAAUUAAAACAGAAGGUGUCACAGUUACAACAGCUAAAGUGGAAGAAGAUGUGGCUUUUCAGCCAGAGAGGGAUCUUGAACAGGCAGGAGUUUCACAGGUUGGUGUGGAGGUUUCAAUCAAGCCAACAUUUCUUGUAGAGGAAGUUAAGCGGAAGUUGGAGGUUCCUCAAAAACAGACAAAAUGUUCACUGUUUGGUGAGAAGGCCUCACCCAAGACAACAGUUAUUGGACAACAGCAACUGGAGCAGAAUAUUUUGGUUCCUCAAAAACAGACAGAACAUUCACUAGUUGGUGAGAAGGCCUCACUCAAGACAACAGUUUCUAGAGAAAUAGAGAAAAAGUUGGAAGUUCAUCAAGAACCUCAGCUUUGCACCAAAGAUCUUGUCAACAAGGAUUCAGAGACUAAGUCACCACAUAAAAAGUCAGCAGAGGUGGUGACACCUGUACCAAAACAUAAUGAGAACAAGCUGGAAACUGAUCCACUUGUGAAGAACUGUGCAGCUCCUAGUCCACAAACAACAGACCAUGUUGAAGGAGGAAAUGCAACAUCAGGACCUCUGAGAAAAGCUGAGUCACAUCUGAUCAUUGAUGACAGUCCACCACUUCCAGCCCCAUUUGAGCAUCGCAUCGUCAGUGCCAAGCAGGUUCCCAUGAGUUCAUAUUAUGCAGUCAACCCAAAUGUGCUGCUGGGCGGAGGCCGUUUUGGACAAGUACAUAAGUGCGCUGAGUUGUCAUCGGGUCUUACUCUGGCUAGUAAGAUGAUAAAAGUACGGGGAAUGAAAGAGAGGGAUGAAGUUAAGAAUGAAAUUGGAGUUAUGAACCAGUUAAACCACGUGAAUCUGAUUCAGCUGUAUGAUGCCUUUGAGUCUCGGACUAACCUCACUCUCAUUAUGGAAUAUGUGGAGGGAGGUGAAUUAUUUGAACGAAUUGUUGAUGAGAAUUACCAGCUGACGGAGCUGGAUGCCAUCGUGUUUACCAGGCAGAUUUGUGAGGGGGUACAGUACCUUCACCAGCAGUACAUUCUUCAUUUAGAUCUUAAGCCAGAAAACAUAUUAUGUGUGAACAGCACUGGGAAUCAGAUCAAGAUCAUUGACUUUGGACUCGCCAGAAAGUAUAGGCCCAGAGAAAAGCUGAAGGUCAACUUUGGGACCCCAGAGUUCCUGGCACCAGAAGUUGUCAACUAUGACUUUGUGUCAUUUCCUACAGAUAUGUGGAGCGUUGGUGUCAUUACAUACAUGCUUUUGAGUGGCCUUUCUCCAUUCCUGGGUGACAACGACACAGAGACAAUGAACAACAUUCUGCAUGCCCAGUGGUACUUUGACACAGAGGCAUUUGAGAACGUGUCCGAGGAAGCCAAAGACUUUAUCACCAGACUUCUUAUACCUGCCAAAUGUAGCCGUCUGAGUGCAUCAGGGUGUAUGAAGCAUAGCUGGUUGAAUAACCUGGAGGACAAGGCAAAAAUGUACAAAGUUCGCCUAAAGUCUCAACUGAGUCUGCAGCGUUACCUCACCGCUCACCGUCAGUGGAAGAAACACUUCUAUGCAGUUGCAGCCGCUAACAGGUUGAAGAGAUUUCAGAAGAACAGAUCAGUCAGUACGCCAAAUUAGCUAUUAACCUAGAGGGUAAUGUCAGUAGCAAAUACAUCACACAUUGGGAAAGCAUCCUGUUAUUUAUCAGUUUCUGAUGUAAAGAAUUUGUAUAAAGCGUUUUAUCUCGCCUUGUUUGUAGUCAGUUUCCUUUUUUGCUUUUUUAAGUAUCUCGUUUAAAAAUGUCACAUUUCUUAAUUUACCUUGUUUGGAACACCAUUGCAUUUAAUUUACACUUCGUUAUCAUGCUUUCACACCAAGAGUGUAGAGCAUGGAUUACAGGGUUUGCUUUUGAAUCACAUGAAAAAGAUUUUGUCCCUUCUGUGAAGGUUUUUCUUGGGCUCUACUGCCUUGUCCUAGUACAAACCCUAGCAAAAAAAUGUUUACUUCAUAGCAAAUAAACAAAUCACAGAUAUGACACAAAAAAUUGUUAAAUAGCUGAAAAUGAAAUUGCUUUGUGAAACAUUCCUCAAACUAAUUAAAUUACAUUAUUUUAAUUAAUUGCAUAUUUGUUAGUAGAGGAAAAAAUUAUGGAAUCAUCAUAAAAAAAAAAUCACAAUUAGAAAUGUGUUGCUCCUCCUCUGGCUUUUAUGACAGCCUGAAUUAUUUGAGGCAUGGACUUCAACACAAUAUUCUCCAUCAAGCUGGUUCCAACUUUCUCAAGUAGCGGUUGACAGAUCAGCUUUACAUGAAGUCUUGUCAUGAACCAAUUUUUUCAAUUUCCACCAUACAUUUUAAAUCGGAUUUCCUGAAGAAAAGCUUUAACACUCUUUGCUCUGUGGCAAGAUGCAUUAUCAUCCUGAAAAAUGACUUCUAACUUAUUUUCUAUCGAUGAAAUGAGAAAAGUGUCCAAAAGUUCAAUGUACACCGUGCAUUGUCUGUUGAGGUAGUGAUUGCCAUCUCCCAUGGUCCUUUACCUGAUAUGCAACCCCAUAUCAUAAAUGACUGGGGAAAUUUGAUUUGUUUUUUCAAGCAUCUUUAUUAUUAGAACGGUACCAGACAAAAGUUCCAGCAUCAUCGCCUUGGCCAGUGCAGAUUCGUGAUUCAUAGCUGAAUAUCACUUUCACCCAAUCAUCCACACUCCAUGAUUGCUUCUCUUUAGCCAACUGUUGCCUUGUUUUCUUCCAUUCAGGUGUUAGUGCUGUUUUUUGUUUGGCUUUUCUUUAUGUAAAUCCCAUUUCAUUCAGCCGAUUUCUUACAAUUCUGUCACAAACACUGACUUCUGUUUCCACCCAUUUGUUUUUAAAUUUGUUUUGUUGAACAUUUUCUAUUUUCACGGCAUAUUGCUUUGAGUUUUCUAUCCUGAUGCUUUGACGUCUUCCUUGAUCUACCCGUAUGUUUUCCUUUUAUAACCUCCCGAUUUUGUUUAUACUCUAUAUUAUAUGCACACUCCAUAUUAUAUUUCCUAUAUAUAUAUAUUUCCAUAUUUAAUUUUCCAUUUUUACCUUCUACUUGAUCUGGGAAAAAAAUAUGCCAUUAAUUAAAAACAAUGCAAUUUCAUUUGUUUGAGGAAUGUUACAUGAAGCCAGAUGUUCGGCUAUUAAACAAACUAACAUUGUGUCAUAUCUGUGAUUUUUAUUUGCUACGAAGUAAAAAAAGCUGGGUGAACAUCUUAAUUUUUGCCAGGGGUUGUUUUUGAAAGAACAUUUUCUUUCAUAUUGUUUGAAAGUAUUUUUUAUUAGUAAAAACUUAGAAGCAGGAUUUUAUAUAGAGACACAGCGGACAUCCAACAUUGCUAACCUUUAUUGAGCAUUUAGUUAACAGGAAAACUCAAAUCAAAAACUCAAUAGGAGAUUGACUAGCAUGAUAUAUCAUUUUCUUUUUUCCAAAUUCUCAUUUAAAACAAUUUCACUGCUUGUUCUGGGAUUUUUUUGUAAUAUUAAUACUGUGACAAAGAAUUCAUUGCAUUGAUCUUCAUUUGCAUUUCGUAGCAUAAAUGACAAGAUGUAAACAUUCAUAUGGUGAGAGCAUAAAUCACAAAUAUAUGCACAUAUGGUUCUGCUGUUGGCAUGGUAACUGGCAUAUAAGGGCACAGACAUUAGGACUCUUUAUAGGGCAGUUCUGUUUGGCUAUUUCUCUGUUAGAGAUUGUUUGUAGAGUGUGCUUGUACAAAAACCUUUUUCAAUUGCAAUAUUGAUGGUCACAAACAUCUGUACUUUGCUUCUGUUGUAAAUGCAUGCAUGUAUGUUUUUGAAGACAUUUAUAAAUGUGCCCGAACACAAUAGUAAUACAAUAAAAUUUUGUCAUGACUACAUAAACACUCAUGAGACAUGUCUUACUGAAACAAAUGGAUAACACAUCAGAAGCUCUUGAAUACUUGACAUCAAUACACUAACAUUUUUGUUAAGGUGAUUCAAACCCACGUCACAAAAACUGUUAAAUUAAGUCACAUUGUCACUAGACAUAAUUAUCUAAUCAUGAUGCAUUAAACAGAUGACUGAUUUAACACAAGUUCAAAGUUCAUUCACACGUACUGUAUACCAACCCCACAACUAAAUGAACAAUUAUAAAAUCCUGCCAUUACAAGACAUUUAAGUUAGGGACUCAAAAUGGUAUGGUAAUGAACUGAUUCAUUAAAUCUGUCACUUCACUGGCAAAAAGUAAUAAAGUGACCAAAGUGCUUUUAAAAUGUCCAUAUUUCAAUGGAAGUGAAUUUAAAAAAAAGAAGCUAAAAGGGGGCAGACGACUAGUCUUGGUAACAACAUAUCAAAUCCUCCCACAAGUAGGGUCCAGCCGACAUAAUACAGAAGCAUAAUUAAAUAAAAUGGAGACAUCAUAACAGAGUUUAUGAAUCUACAGCCUUUGCUUUUAGUGCAUUUUCAAGGAUUUUUCUUUUCCACUUCAUAAUUUUGUGUCUUCUCAAUACACAGUUCCUUAGGGGGUAGAAAAUUAUCUUUGUCAUUGAAUAUGACAGAUAUGAUAGAGUGUGGUGGUGGCGGCGUAGUGGGCUAAAGCACUAUACUGUUAAGCAGAAGGUUGUUGGUUCGACCCCCACAGCCACCACCAUUGUGUCCUUGAGCAAGGUACUUAACUCCACAGGGGAUUGUCCCUGUAAUAAGGGCUCUGUAAGUCGCUUUCGAUAAAAGCAUCUGCUAAAUGCAUAUGCUUUGUCCCUUAUUAGAUUAAACAGCUAGAAGUAGGGCUGCACGAUAUGUAGGAAAAAUGCGAUAAGUUGUUGGAAAACGUGAUACGAUAAUCCUAUCAUGACAUCAUCGGAGCAUUCGGAACAUCAGAACCCCCACCGCCCAAAUAAACUGAAGUACAUUUUACAAGCCCUUGUAAAAUGCAUAUGUACAUUUGCGAUAUUUCAAUAAAUUUGAUGUAUCCUGCAGCCCUAAUUAGAAGUAUUACUUAUGUUAGUAUUUGGAGGAAAUGUUCAUUCCUACAGCUUGGAGACAGACUAAAGGAUAGUUCACCCAAAAAUUAUACCAUAAAUUUACUCACCCUCAUGUCCUUUCAAAUCUAUAUAACUUUCUUCCGUGGAACUUAAUAGGAGAUGUAAGGCAGAAUGUUUAGCUUCAGUCACCAUGCACCUUCAUUGUAUGGAAUAAUGAUGAAGGCCAACAAACGUAACAUCUCCUUUAGUGUUUUACAGAAGAGAGAUGUCAUGUUGAUGACAAUGAUGAUACAAUUUUUAUAUUUGGGGAAACUA